AGCGCCAUCUUACGACGAAAAGCAACCACAUUGUUAUGCAGCAUUCCAUGAGGAACAUUUUAAACUUCCCCUCAGGCCAUAUAAAACAAAAAAAAAAUUUUGAAGGGCAAAUUCAGUUUUUAAAUAUUAAACUAAUAAACUAUACUAAACAAUACCAGUGUAAAAGCAGAUAAUGCGAAUAGUGUCAAAAUUAUAUAUACUUUGCAUUUAAUAAUAAUAAUAAUAAUAAUAAUAAUUCCUUACAUUUAUAUAGCGCUUUUCUCAGUACUCAAAGCGCUUUACAUAUGAACGAGGGAAUCUCCUCAACCACCACCAAUUUACGCAGCUAUCACAAAAAUAUCAACGUAUACAUUUUUUUGUUGUAUGAGAGAAUUCACGAUCUGAACAUAGUACACACAACGUAAUAAAUUGCCUAAAUGUUUUUUAAUCAUAAACUAUAAACUAUUAAAAUAUUUUAAACGUAUAAUUAAAGUUGGCCACACGAGGUCGCUGUUUUCCCCGGUACUGACAAUAAACUGUGAUGAGAUCCAGCAGGAAGCGCAGCAUCCCGCAUCACACAGAGAAGGAUGCAGGCAACCAUGUCUAAAAACACACAGGCAUAUAUCCAUACGGCUGACGAGCUGGAAAAAGCGAUGUAGCUUUGAAGAUGCCAUCUUUCCUCGUCUCUCGUUUUCUCUUCUUUCUCUUUUUGUCCAAUAUUAAAGGCAUAGCUGGUAAAUCCAUCCCUGACAGCGGAGCUCUCGAGGUGCAGGUGAGAGUUCAGGUGUUUGACGGUGGUGAUCUUUCGCCCCUGUCCAACGCUGUUAUUGCCGUUCACGGUAACCAGAGUGUGUUGGCACAAAGCAAAGCAGGCAGUGAUGGUGUGCAGGUUGUCAGCUUCCUGUACCGCACAGGAACAUGGGUAAUCAUUACCGCAUCUCAAAAGGAUUACCUCACCAGCUCAGUGCCAUGGCACGCCAGCCGUUUACCCUUGUAUGCCUCUGUCAGUCUAUACCUGAUGGGUCAGAAACCUGGCACAUUGAUCCUUUAUGAUGAUGUCAUCCAGGUGUUUCAUGGCUCCCCAAGUGGGCGGAGUCAGCCAUGGUUGCAGGUUCCAAGGCGGAGUCUACAGUUUAACUCCUCCUACACAGAACUUACAGGGGUUUUAACAACAGCCAGAGAGCAGCAUGAUAUUAGCUCAUUCCCUUACCCACUCGCCCUGGAGCCAAACACCACAGGAGGGGAGAACAGCUGGACAGACCUGACACCCGUAGCUGCCGUCAGCGCACAGCUGUUUGACCGCGAGAGUCGAGCGGUCGAGGUCAGCGAACCCGUUCACAUCUCUGUUCCUCUGCCCACCGAUUCCCACAUACGUUCUGCCACCAGUGUUCCUGUUUGGAUGUACGACACCAAGACAGGAUUAUGGGUAAGAAAUGGAACCGGAUUCAUUACCCGAGAGGGAUCGCACCUGUCGCUGGACUUCACCGCAUCGCAGCUCGGCUACUGGAUGGCUGCCUUUCGCUCUUCAGCAGGCUCAAGUUUGUAUCAUCCGGGCCUCAGGGACAUCACAGCAUACCACACUUUCUUCCUGCUGUCCAUCCUUGGAUCUCUGGCUCUGCUUGUGUUAGUUUUGCUCUGUGUUCUCCUUUACUAUUGCAGACGGCGAUGCCUAAAACCACGACGUCAACAGAAACAAGUCCAAGCUCCAUCUGCUUUGAACGGCUCCAAGCGGGACCAAGGCACCUCCAUGUCCCACUUGAACCUCAUCUGCGGUGGCCAUGCUGAAUCAGCCGCCUCUAUUGGCAAUUUGGACGCCAACAAAUCGGAAGCGUCGCCCUCUCACGCCUUCAAAAGCGCUCGGGAUGAGUUCACCAGACACAUUCCUGCCCAUAAACUCCGGCAUUCGAAGACCAAACAGUCCAAGGGUGCUCAGCGAAAUGUGGAGAGCUUUCCCAUGAAGGUCCACCGAUCCACUGAGACGAGCAGCCAGGACACCAACCUCCUACACGACGACUACGGACGUAACUACAGCCCCGAUGACAAAGAUCACGAAUACCGCCGAAGGCACGUCGUCAACGAUAACCGUGGCUAUACGUCUGACCCGCCGUCUCCACCAAUCGCAGACAAGCCGCCAGAAUAUUCGCAGGUUUUGCAGGGGCCGGAUCACCUCGCUCGUCCAACAUCCCUAAACACGCAACCGGGCCAGAUUAUAUUCUGCAGUUCGCUAGAUCAGAUGAAGGAGAAUAUGUAUCGUUCCAUGGUACCUACUCUCGUCAUCCCCGCCCACUACAUGAGGCUGUCGUCCGAGUUCAGCGGCGCCGACCAAGGUAAGGACGGACAGAACCAGAAUGAAAGAGAUGGACUGAAUUCACAAGGUAACAACGGCGGCGCUCAGAACCAAGGUCACCAAAGCCAGACGCCCGGCCACGGGGACGGCCAACAGUGUACCUCUCCAGAUGGCUCAGAUGAAAGCGUUUGGAAUCCCGGUGGUACACCAGGACCUGUUCACAUCCCCGUUCUGUUUAAUGACUCCACCAUCUCGCAGAUGAACGGGGAGCUGCAAGCGCUAACCGAGAAGAAGCUUUUGGAGCUGGGGGUGAAGCAGCACCCUCGCGCCUGGUUCAUAUCUCUCGACGGUCGCGCCAACGCUCACGUGCGCCACUCGUACAUUGACGUAGGAACUGAGCUCGCCCAAAGCGGUAACCACAGCGCCCAGAGCACGCUGAGCGCCCCUGCCAACAGCAGCAAAGACCGCAGCGUGGACAUGGGUCACAAAGACACCCAACAUGACCGCAAACCAGCAUCUGGUCGCAAGAGCAAGGAGGAACACCACGGUGGGGGACGCAAAGGUAACGGAGGAAGGGGCUCCGGUGGGAAACACUACUCCAAACCUCUUUACCACGACUCACUUGAUUUAAGCGGAGGUGCCAGCCGCAUGGGCGCCAGCUCACCGCUGGAAAAUCCCCUGACACCUCUUCUAGACGAUGGUCCAGAGGAGCCCAGAGGGUCGUCGAUACCUCGAAGGGGUCGCAGUCGCGGUAACAGCUCACGUAGCAGCAACAGCGAGACGCAGCGCGACUCUGUCACCAGCCCGGAAGAUGACAACGACCCCGAUGAUAAAGAUGAGAACAAAAAGAGUCCGUGGCAACGCAUCGAAGAGCGCCCGCUAAUGGUGUUUCAUCCCAAGAAGUGACAAAGGAAAUAAUAAAUCCCAUCAGAUGCCUUGACCAGUUAUAGACAAACUAGAGAUGUGUUCAAAUUGAUUUUAAAAGUUUUACUCAAACUUCAUUAUUUCCAAAUGUAACUUAAAACUGUCACUAUGUCAGCAGGUGUUUACUUAUCAAUUUGAAUGCAUCUCAGGGGUCGAAACACAAAUUGGGGGCGUCACACUUUUACAAAGUGUGUUCAUUAAAAAAGGAGGAUUACAUCUAAUCAACAGCCGAACAGCGAGUGUGUUAAAAUAAAGCACAACACAACAUCUAUUGGAUGAGGAUCUUUCUGUUCUCUAGAUCUUUACGUAAAACCUUUAGAGACCUGCUUUUUCCUUAUUUCCUAAUAAUGCAGUAUAAUCCUUCCCACUUUCUCUCUUUUGACUUUGAUAUUUAUUAUUUUUACGUCAAUUCUUUUUUAUACUAAUACUCUAUGUUAUGUGCAUUGUAAAUCUGAAAUGUUCAGUUCAGAUUUCAAACAUUCCAGAUGAUUUAUCGUAGCCCUUAAUUGUUUCAUUUAGAUUAACACGAUUUCAUGUUGAUUUUAGAUGUGAUUUUAUAGAUUAUCAGUUUUCGUAAGACAUUAGAAAAUUAUGACCUUGCCAUGUGAAAACCGAGCUAAAGUCAUUUUUUUAUUUACUGUUUUGUACAUAAAAUUAUCCUACGUGAUGUUAAGAAAAUGCUGUGAAAAUAUAAUCUUGAUAUCUUUAAUAUUAACUGAUUGAAAUCAAUUUUAAGUCAAACUUUGAUGCUCCAAAUCAUUUGUUUAUGAGACUUUAGCCUGGAUUUUACAAAUAGGGUCGUAACUAUGCAUUAUUUUUUAUUAUUAUUGCAUUAUACAUUUUUUAUUAAUUUUAUGUGCACCACAUGCACUAUUUUUGACAGUUUUUGAUUCUACUUUUUGAUGAUGAAACAGGGCUAAAUUUAGCACAUGUUGUGCCAAAGUGCAAAGUUGUAUACAAAAUCUGAUUCCAAAUUAACAUCACAAUUUAUUUAAUUGAACCCUGUAUAGUGACUAUAUCAAACAGUACACAUGAAUGUACAACACUGUAAAACCUAACAGUUAACUUAACUCAAACCAUUUAAGUAAACCGGUUGCAUUAGACCAUUUAAGUUUUAAAACACAUACAUUUACUGUGAACUUGAGUCAUGUGCAAUUAUGCACUUAAUUAGUGUGAACUUAAAUAUAAGUGCAUAACUGCAUAUGACUUAAUUUGUUUAAGUUCACAGUACUCAAAUGUAAGUGUUUUAAAACUAAUGCAACCGGUUUACUUAAAUGGUUUGAGUUGAGUUAACUUUUAGGUUUUACAGUGAAGUCAAAGUCUCCCAGACAGUUUCAGUUUAAUACAACAAUUUUUAUGGCUUACAGGAUUUACAACUACAUUGACUAUGGAGUGUUUUUCUAUUUAGAUGGUGAAAAUCAUUUUGUGUAUAUGUAUGAUAGCAUUUAUGUGCAUGAGAUACAGUAACUAGAAUAGGAUGAGAGAUUUUUUUAAUGCCCACAAACUAAUGUAGACACUAUUCAAGCAUGAUGGAUGCAUCUCAUUUUGAUGCUUAAUGGAGAGAAAUUUGCCAAAAUGAUACCGUUUUACAGGCCGGCAUUUGGCGAGUGUACGUCCUCACAAUUCUUCCAGCGCUGAUUGGAUUCACACAGGCUGUAGCUUGCAUAGACUGUGAAAAGUUUAAUAAGCCAUUCAUAAAUUAAAUGCUAGUAAUUAAUGCAUUGUUUACUAUAAUCAAAACACGUCAAGCACAUUUUAUGAAUUAUUAAAGACAGAUUUACAGGGUACCAAAUGCUGAAUGAGGGCUGAUCCUAUUAAAACACCAUCAAACCCAAGAAAUUACUGAAAUGUCUUCUCAUGCUCACCAGGUGCCAAUCACAUGAGAUGCAAUGACUGUCACAACAUUGCAACAUGCUGGAUGUGUAUCACUUGUUUUGUAAGAAUUUUUGAAAGCAACUAUAUGAGCCAGCCAACAUCUACAAUAACUAACUGGCACUGAGAUUAACAGAUUAUCCAAAUACUACAAAUCUAGACUAAGCUGUAGCUGUAGAGGAUUUCAGUUGUAUGUUAUAUAGGACUGGGUGCAAAACACUUAUAAACCUCAAGAUAAUUAUUGAGCAGUCUUAAAAAUGUAUAAAACAUAAUUUCACUGUUUUUAAAGCAAAGCUUACAGUCAGUAAUGGUGACAAAGACAUGAAAUCAAAGCCAUUCUCUUUCUCUGUUUAAAGUUUGCUCAAACCUGUGGAUAACUUUCAUAGGAAAUCUCUAUAUGCCUUUGUCAAUGUACGUUUAUCACGUGACGUGGUGCUCUAUGAACACAUUUUCCUCUGUACCGUGUAAAUAUUUCUCUCUUUAGCUCAAUAUGAAUAUGAAAGACACUAUUAUAGACGUUGCUUCCAUUGUGCACAACAGCUUUCGUAAUGAACUUUUGCAAUUUUAUAAUUUGUUCACAUAAAAAGUCCCAUGUGAAACGGGUGGAAAACAGAUUGUGUCACUUCUGAAGUGUCAGAAAGUCAUGUGCUGUUAAAUAAAAGGAAAUUGCAUUU
Paramisgurnus dabryanus is the source of this 5736-nucleotide messenger RNA. It is a transcript of the gene fam171a2b, whose product is annotated as family with sequence similarity 171 member A2b. NCBI's taxonomy places the organism in Eukaryota, Metazoa, Chordata, Actinopteri, Cypriniformes, Cobitidae. The record is from RefSeq and is a predicted model, not a curated record.